Molecule: messenger RNA, 2287 nt
Organism: Protopterus annectens (West African lungfish)
Lineage: Eukaryota; Metazoa; Chordata; Ceratodontiformes; Protopteridae
Gene: TNFSF15
Product: TNF superfamily member 15
Exons: 4
Coding region: 609-1391 (260 amino acids)
Biological process (GO): immune response
Cellular component (GO): membrane
Molecular function (GO): tumor necrosis factor receptor binding
Source: RefSeq, a predicted model, not a curated record
UGUGCUGUAAGCGUAUUGCAGGCUUCCACAAAAAAAGGAAAUUGCAUCCAUUACUGACGUACGAUUUCUUGCUUCGGGAAACCCUUUUGGUAAACUUCUGCAGCUGGAUUUCAUUUUCAUAUUUACAUAAAGGCUGAUGCAACGUAGCAUUAGCGAAGACUUUCCUUACAUCAUACGUCUUACAUACCUUCAUUUUGGCAAGAAAAGUGUAGGCAUGCAAACGACUUUCCCUUCCAUCAGGGGUCUUGCAUGCCUUCACUGGGGCAAGACAAAUCCAUGCAUGCAACCCUGCAAACUAUAAUGUGCAGCUUCUGUGCACACUUCCCUUCCUAAACCUCCGCCAUCCAGCUGUGCAAACUCACGGAGCUACAGCGUCCUGAUCUCCAAGGGGAGGUUUCUCUUUUUUAGCCAGUCUUAAAGUUCCGCCUUUUGGGACUUUCCUGCCCUUGGAAGUUUUUUUUGGGGACUCCAGGUUUCUAGUUUUUUUAACCUGUUUGGGUGUAGGCGGUCCGUAUUCCCUGGGGGCAAUCCCACGUGGAUUAUGGAUACAUAUUUAACACAGUGGCAGUCCACAAACAAGGUUACAGCUAAAAAGCGCAGUCCGCAUCAUGGAUUCAAACCCACACAUGCUUGACGAGGAGCAGUUCGCGUUUAGCGACGACACCACCACCACCACCAGAAAUUCCGGGUACAAAAGCGAAGAGUUCCGCAGGCUGCGAUUUGCGGUUGCUUGUUGCAUGCUAAGCAUUUUUAUCCUUGCAGUUGUAAUUGCUUUUCUUCUGGUGUGCAACCUAAGGGCUUCAGAUACUGGAAGAGUGGAACUCGUAGCUGUCAAUACCAGUGAGCAGGGCCUAAGUAGGACGAUGCAGGGCAUUAACCAUACAGGUAUUGAGAGUCUGCCCAUGGCACAUCUUACAGCUACAAAGACUAAUGACUAUCCUUCCGAAAAUUGGGACCCUGCACUUGAGUGGGAAGACAAAGAUGGUCUUGCAUUUACCAGUGGAAUGAAAUAUCACAACAAAGCACUGGAAAUCCCUAAAGAUGGUUACUAUUUUGUGUAUUCACAAGUGACUUUUAGAGCAGUAGAGGAAAUUAAUAAGUCCAUAAGCAAAACCAACAGUCCAUAUGCUACACAAAUUAUCACUAAAAUCAAACCCAGCUAUCCUGAUCCAAUUAAGCUCCUCAAAGGUGAAACAUCCAUUCCUGCCUCACAACAGAACUGGAGACAGACUGUCAGUCUGGGGGCUAUGUUUAAGCUCGAAGAAGGAGACAGACUGUUAGUAAAUGUAAGUAAUGUGAGUCUUGUUGACUACAGCAAUGAGUACAAAACGUAUUUUGGUGCUUUUUUGUUGCCAGACCUACAACACAAGCAUCUUCAUACGGAGUCCUGACUUUUGGUAACAGUACACAUUACUUAGACAAUGAAGUGCCUUUUGACUUAUUUGAAUCAUGAAACCAAUUUCUGUCUGUACUGCCUUUUUUCUGUGUUUCAGUUCGAUGUCAUUACUGUAAGAUUUGGAAAGGCUCUCCGAGCUUUGAAAUAUGUUUCCUAUUUGCAGUAAUGGCAUCCAUCUUUAAAAUAACAUUUAAUAGAACAAAAUCUUAAAUUUAGGUGGUGGGGAUAUGUGCUGUAUGUCAAUUUAAUAAAAAAAUCAGUCCUAGCUUCUAAGUAUGAAAUCUCAUAAACCUACAAUCUUGCCAUGCAACAGUAGAUACAAUUUCUAUAAUUUUAGGCAAGCACUGAUCUUUAAAGUACUUUUCAGUUCUAACCUCAAUUCCUGUGGAGGUGUGGAUGCUUGAAAUCAUGAUUUUCCAUUGUUUCUGUCUUAUCUUGCUUAACUACCCUUAUGUAAAUUAGAAAAUCCUGUUUUUUUCAUGACUGCAUUCCUUGAUCCCUCUAGAUUAUUAUUUUGUUCAUGUGGGUUACUAAUCUCCUUUGGUAGGUAAAUGAUUUACUUGCAAAUGGGUACUUUUCCAAAGCUUAAGGUGAUAUAAGUGUUAAGUAUUUCAAAGCUGACACAUGCCAUCUAAGUUCUGUAUUAAACUACUCAUUUCCCGCAUUACUGGCUUCCCCUAUGACUUUUUGAGUUGCAUCUGAAUGAGGCUACAAUUGGACAUGAGUAACAGAUUAUAAACUUGUCUGUAAAAAAAGAAAAGUAUUCUUCCAUUUGGGGGGCUUGCCCUCACCCCACCAUUCCUCAGAAUUUAUAUAACCACAUCCACAGUAGAACAAGCAUAAAGGAUGAAGCAUCCAAAGGAAAGGAAUUACUGCUGGUGAAAAAUUAAA